AUGCAGCGGGAGGCCCCGCCGUCAGCCGAGAACGGCGAGGCCGCCGACUCCCGGCAGGACCAAAAGGAGGAGCGGGAGCAGGAGUGGGAGCAGGAGCUGGAGCGGUCCCUGAAGUCCCGCACCGUGGAGGUCUCGGCGGGCGGCUUCCACGGCAGGAUGGUCUCCCUGUGGGAGCUCCUCUUCUCCAAGUACGUCUCCGAGGCAAAGAGGCAGGAACUGCUGGGGAAGGUGCGGGCCAGGAGCCUGGAGCUGGACGAGCUGGCCAGGCUCCUCAGCGUCCUCGUCCAGGAGGCGGUGCAGCGCAGCAGCACCGUGAAAUUCACAGGCCUCAGGAGGCAGGUGACCGCCUCGGACCUGCUGGACUCGGGCAUCAUUGACAAGGACACGCUGGCCGACCUGGUCCAGGGCUCCAAGACGGUGCAGGAGGUGACAGAAAUGGCCUCCGUCAAGCGCUACCUGGACGGCACGGGCUGCAUCGCCGGCGUGCUGGUGCCCUCCAAGACCGACCCCGCCAAGAUGGAGAAGAUGACCAUCUACCAGGCCAUGUGGAAGGGCAUCCUGAGGCAGGGCACGGCCCUGGUGCUGCUGGAGGCGCAGGCUGCCACCGGCUUCCUCGUUGACCCGCUGGCCAACAAGAAGCUCUCUGUGGACGAGGCCGUCUCCUGUGGCCUGGUGGGCAGCGAGCUGCACGAGAAGCUGCUGUCGGCCGAGAGGGCCGUCACGGGCUACACCGACCCCUACACCGGCGACCAGAUCUCCCUCUUCCAGGCCAUGCAGAAGGACCUCAUCGUCAAGGAGCACGGCGUCCGCCUGCUGGAGGCCCAGAUUGCCACCGGCGGCAUCAUCGACCCCGUGCACAGCCACCGCCUCCCCGUGGAGGUGGCCUACCGGCGCGGCUACUUCGACCAGGAGAUGAACCAGAUUCUCUGCGACCCCAGCGACGACACCAAGGGCUUCUUCGACCCCAACACCCACGAGAACCUCACCUACAUGCAGCUCCUGCGACGCUGCGUGCCCGACCCGGACACUGGUCUUUAUUUCCUUAAGGUUUUCAGAAAGUAA
Pterocles gutturalis (yellow-throated sandgrouse) is the source of this 1062-nucleotide messenger RNA. RefSeq names its product epiplakin-like. The coding region runs from base 1 to 1062 and encodes 353 amino acids. Gene Ontology annotation, biological process: wound healing; intermediate filament bundle assembly. The transcript has a single exon. Lineage: Eukaryota; Metazoa; Chordata; Aves; Pterocliformes; Pteroclidae. The record is from RefSeq and is a predicted model, not a curated record. Gene Ontology annotation, cellular component: cytoskeleton; keratin filament; cell junction. Gene Ontology annotation, molecular function: structural molecule activity; keratin filament binding.